AUGUGUGUUGACCAUGGAGGUGACAGUGACCACGUGUGUCCAAGGUUGAUCUCCCACCCUGGUGGUCACCAAGGGGGGUCAGUCCCAGCUGGGAUCUCCCACCCUGGAGGUGACCAUGGACGGUUGGAGGUGACAGUGACCAGCUGUGCUCAGUCCCAGCUGGGCUCUCCCACCCCUCAGCCCUGUUCCCACCAUUCCUGUCCCCCACAGCUCAAGGCCGUGCACGAGCAGCUGGCGGCGCUGUCCCAGCCCCAGCAGAACAAACCAAAGAAGAAGGAGAAGGACAAGAAGGAGAAGAAGAAGGAGAAGCACAAAAAGAAGGAGGAGCUGGAGGAGGCCAAGAAGAGCAAAGCCAAGGAGCCGCCGCCCAAGAAGGCCAAGAAGAGCAACAGCAACAGCAGCGCCUCUAGCAAGAAGGAGCCGGCGCCGGUGAAGCCCAGCAAAGCCGCGCCCGCCUACGAGUCGGAGGAGGAGGAGAAGUGCAAGCCCAUGUCGUACGAGGAGAAGCGGCAGCUGAGCCUGGACAUCAACAAACUGCCCGGGGAGAAGCUGGGCAGGGUCGUGCACAUCAUCCAGUCCCGCGAGCCCUCGCUCAAGAACUCCAACCCCGACGAGAUCGAGAUCGACUUCGAGACGCUGAAGCCGUCGACGCUGCGCGAGCUCGAGCGUUACGUCACCUCCUGCCUGCGCAAGAAGAGGAAACCCCCAGAGAAGCUCGACGUCCUGGCCGGCUCCUCCAAGCUCAAGGGUUUCUCCUCGUCGGAGUCGGAAUCCAGCAGCGAGUCGAGCUCUUCCGACAGCGACGAGUCGGACUCAGAAAUGGCGCCAAAAUUGAAGAAAAAAGGGCACUCGGGGCGGGAGCAGAAAAAGCACCACCACCACCACCACCAACCGGCGCCGCCGCAGCCGCCCCCGGCGCCGCCGCAGCCCGUCCCGGCAGCGCUGCAGCCGCCGCAGCCGCCGCCCGUCCCGCCGCCCGCCGCGCCCCUCAAGGCGUCGCCGCCGCCGCCGCCGCCCUUCGUCCCCGCCCAGGUGCCCGUCCUGGAGCACCCCUUGCCGGGGACCAUGUUCGACACCAUGGCCCAUUUCGGCCAGCCCAUGCUGCACCUGCCCCAGCCCGAGCUGCCCCCGCCCCACCUGCCCCCGGCACAGCCCGAGCACAGCACCCCCCCCCACCUCAACCAGCACGUGGUGUCUCCUCCAGCUUUGCACAACGCUCUGCCUCAGCAGCCCUCGAGGCCCAGCAACCGGGCGGCGGCGCUGCCCCCGAAGCCGCCGCGGCCGCCGGCCGUGUCCCCGGCGCUGCCGCAGCCGCCGCCGGCGCCGCUGCUCCCGCAGCCGCCGCUGCCGCAGCCGCCGCAGGUGCUGCUGGAGGACGAGGAGCCGCCGGUGCCGCCGCCGGUGCCGCCGCCGGUGCCGCCGCACCACAGCCUCCCCCUGAGCACCAGCCAGAUGCAGCUGUACCUGCAGCAGCUGCAGAAAGUGCAGCCGCAGACUCCGCUUCUCCCUUCAGUGAAGGUCCAGUCGCAGCCGGCGCCGCAGCCGCAGCCGCCGCCUCCCCCGGCGCUGCCGCCGCCGCCGGCGCACCCCGCGGUGCAGCCGCUGCAGCCGCCGCCGCGCCCGCUGCACCUGCAGCCCCUGCCCUUCCCCUCGCACCUGGCGCAGCCGCCGGCGCCGCCCCCGCAGCAGCAGCCGCAGCAGCCGCAGCAGCCGCAGCCCCAACCGGCGCCGCCGCAGCCGCCGCAGCCGGCGCCGGCGAAACCGCAGCAGGUCAUCCAGCACCACCCGUCGCCGCGGCACCACAAGCCGGAUCCCUACGGCACCGGUCACCUGCGGGAAGCCCCCUCCCCUCUCAUGAUGCCUUCCCCACAGAUGGCGCCGUUCCAGGGCCUCGUGCCUCAGUCACCCCCUCAGCAAAACAUCCAGCCAAAAAAACAGGAAUUGCGAGCGGCCUCGGUGGUGCAGUCGCAGCCGCUGGGCGCGGCCAAGGAGGAGAAGCUGCACUCGCCCGUGAUCCGGAACGAGACCUUCAGCCCCCCCCUGCGCCAGGAGCCCCCCAAGGGCCACCCCGAGGGCAUCAAGGCGGCCCCACACCUCCCCCAGCGGCCGGAGCUGAAGCCCCUGGAGGGGGCAGGACCCCGGCCCGUGAUCCGACCCCCGGAGCAAACCCCGCCCGCCCCCGACAAGGAGCGGCAGAAACCGGAGCCCAAAACCCCCGUGGCCCCCAAAAAGGACCUGAAGAUCAAGAACAUGGGCUCGUGGGCGUCGCUGGUGCAGAAACACCCGGCGGCGCCGGCGGCCGCGGCCAAGUCCUCGAGCGACUCCUUCGAGCAGUUCAAGCGCGCGGCGCGCGAGAAGGAGGAGAGGGAGAAGGCGCUGAAGGCGCAGGCGGAGCAGGUGGAGAGGGAGAAGGAGCGGCUGAGGAGGGAGCAGGAGAGGAUGAGGACCCGGGAGGACGAGGACGCCCUGGAGCAGGCCCGGCGGGUGCACGAGGAGGUUCGGCGGCGCCAGGAGCAGCAGCAGCCGCCGGGGCCCGGCGCGGGCGCGGUGCCGGUGCCGGUGCCGGUGCCGGUGUCGGCGGCCUCGGCGCCGCCGCAGCCCCAGAGCUCCCAGAGCUCCCAGUCCAUGCUGGACCAGCAGCGGGAAAUGGCGCGGAAGAGGGAGCAGGAGAGGAGGCGCCGGGAAGCGAUGGCGGCGACGAUCGACAUGAACUUCCAGAGCGACCUCCUGGCGAUUUUCGAGGAGAAUCUUUUCUAGGAGAGGCGAUUCCGGCCGGGAAUUUUGACUCUUUCCCAAAAAAAAAACAAAAACAAAAA
Messenger RNA from Oenanthe melanoleuca, 2816 nucleotides. Its product is annotated as bromodomain-containing protein 4-like. Gene Ontology annotation, cellular component: nucleus; chromatin. The transcript is spliced from 13 exons. Lineage: Eukaryota; Metazoa; Chordata; Aves; Passeriformes; Muscicapidae. Gene Ontology annotation, biological process: chromatin remodeling; positive regulation of transcription elongation by RNA polymerase II. The coding region runs from base 1 to 2757 and encodes 918 amino acids. The record is from RefSeq and is a predicted model, not a curated record.